Messenger RNA from Arctia plantaginis, 234 nucleotides. Lineage: Eukaryota; Metazoa; Arthropoda; Insecta; Lepidoptera; Erebidae. The record is from the annotation of a GenBank genome assembly.
AUGGCCAAAGAAAAGGAAAAGAGCCCUGAAGAAAUAUACGCCGCGAAGUUAGACAUGUGUAUAACUGACGGGAUUGUAAAAACAGGAGGUGGUGUCCUACUUGGUGCUUUGACAUCAGUGCUAUUCCUUGGUCGACGAAGAUGGCCUCUCAUAGCUGGUAUGGGAGUCGGUAUUGGACUUGCCUACGCCAACUGCGAGUAUGAGUUAAAUCCUAAAAAAGACAAUACCCUAUGA